GCCCAGCUGUCCGGAACCAUGACUGAAGAUGACGGAUUCGGUGGUGGUGGAGGGGCAGGUCAAAUUGAGAGAUGGAAAAAAGUGGAAGACUAGGUGGCUGGUCCUCCGCAAGCCGUCCCCAGUGGCAGACUGCCUGCUGAUGCUGGUGUUCAAGGAGAGGGCAGAGCGAGCCCGGGCGCAAAAGGAGAGGAGCAGCGUCACCCUGCAGGACAUUUGCGGGCUGGACCCCGGCCUGGCCUACGAGGGCCUCAGCCACACGCUGGCCAUCAUCUGCCGCUCCCAAGUAGUCAUGCUGGGCUUCGACUGCAAGGAGGCCAUGUGGGCCUGGGACGCCCGCAUCCGCUACGCCCUGGGCGAAGUGCACAGAUUCUCCGUGUGCGUGGCUCCGGGCACGAAGCUGGACAGCGGCCCGGCCACCCUGCACCUGUGCAACGACCUGCUGGUGCUGGCCAAGGACCUGCCCCCGGCCGUCACGGGGCAGUGGCGGCUGUCGGACCUGAGGCGGUACGGCGCCGUGCCCGACGGCUUCGUCUUCGAAGGCGGCACCAGAUGUGGCUUCUCUGAGGAGGUCUGA
Ornithorhynchus anatinus (platypus) is the source of this 574-nucleotide messenger RNA. RefSeq names its product protein Dok-7-like. The record is from RefSeq and is a predicted model, not a curated record. Gene Ontology annotation, biological process: neuromuscular junction development; positive regulation of protein tyrosine kinase activity. Gene Ontology annotation, molecular function: protein kinase binding. The coding region runs from base 29 to 574 and encodes 181 amino acids. NCBI's taxonomy places the organism in Eukaryota, Metazoa, Chordata, Mammalia, Monotremata, Ornithorhynchidae. The transcript is spliced from 5 exons.